Molecule: messenger RNA, 1836 nt
Organism: Postia placenta MAD-698-R-SB12
Lineage: Eukaryota; Fungi; Basidiomycota; Agaricomycetes; Polyporales; Adustoporiaceae
Exons: 15
Coding region: 1-1836 (611 amino acids)
Source: RefSeq, a predicted model, not a curated record
AUGGGAGAAUAUCCCGAAGGCACUUCCUCGACGUCGCUACAUGGCAGCCCCAAUGCAUCGCAGCUAAAUGACGACUUCAAGCUGGGGACAUUUUCGAUUGACGAGUACAGGCCUAUCAAGGUGGUCGUCAUUGGUGCGGGCUUCAGCGGUAUUAUUGCGGGGAUCAGGUUCCCCCAGCGGGUUCCAAAUCUAGAUCUUACUAUCUAUGACCAGAACGCAGGGAUCGGGGGGACGUGGUACACGAACAAAUAUCCUGGUCUGGCAUGCGAUAUCCCUUCCCAUUGCUAUCAGUUAACCUUCGAGUCCAAGACCGAUUGGUCCAGCUUCUACGCGCCCGGCGCCGAGAUCCGCUCUUACCUCCAGUCGAUUGUCGACAAGUACAAGCUCAUGCGUUACAUCAAGCUCCGCCACCGGCUCGUGCACGCGCGUUAUGACGAACCCACCGGCAAAUGGCACCUGCGCAUUCGCCGGCUGAUGGUGCAGACUAAUGGUGCAGGAUCUGAAGCCGAAGUAUAUGAAGAAUUUGAGGAUACGGCUGACGUACUCUUCACGGGCGUGGGGAGCUUGAGUCGAUGGGGCUGGCCGGACAUUGCCGGUCUACGAGACUUUAAAGGCGAACUCUUCCAUACGGCGGAUUUCGACGUCGGCAACAAGACAUGGCAGGAGGCGACGGAGGACUGGCAGAACAAGCGUGUGGGGGUCGUCGGUGUGGGUUCAAGUGCCAUCCAGAUCGUACCCGCGCUGCAACCACGUGUGGCGAAGAUCGUCAACUUUGUGAGAGGCAAGACUUGGAUCUCAACGCCGUUCGCGAGCGCGAAACUAGCCGAGCUACUAAAGCGGGAUCCGGAUGCACAGAAUUACGUGUUCACGGACGAGGACAAGGCGGCUUUCAGGGAUCCCGAAUUCUAUAAGCAUUUUCGACAUGAGCUCGAGGCAGAUCUCAACUCGGUUCACCAGAGCACGCUGAAAGACAGUGGCAUGCAAUCAAAUGCGCGCGCGGCCUUCCAUGCUCAUAUGGUCAAGAAAUUAGCGAAGAAGCCAUGGAUAGCAGACCUAUUGAUACCCCAAUUCGGUGUGGCAUGCAGGAGACUGACAUCGGGACCUGGGUAUCUCGAGGCUCUUUGUGAAGACAACGUUGACUUUGUUGCGACCCACAUCAAACACAUCACAUCUACUGGAAUCGAGUUGGUCGAUGGUACCCACCAAGACUUCGACGUGAUCAUCUGCGCGACAGGCUACGACUACUCUUUCCACUUCGACUUUCCCCUAAUCGGACGGGGCGGCGUGUCCAUUCAAGAAAAAUGGACACCUCAUCCCUCCACCUACCUUGCGGUGUGUACCGACGGAUUCCCAAACUGCUUCAUGUCAUUAGGCCCGAACUCGGGAGUCGGCUCAGGCUCACUUCUCGUGUUGAUCGAGCGCCAGAUCGACUACGCGAUCGAGGCGACAAAGAAGCUGCAGCGGGAGCGACUGAAGAGUAUCGAGGUCAAGCAGGAGGCAGUGAAGGACUUUGAUGCGUAUUUGGAGCAUUAUUUCCCGAAGACGGUCUACAGCGAGAAAUGUCGCUCGUGGUACAAGAUGGGCAAGGAGCAAGGCAGGGUUGUCGCACUGUGGCCUGGGUCGUGUCUUCACGCAGUUCGCGCAAUCCAAUAUCCGCGCUGGGAGGAUUACAACUACGAGUACGCGGAUGGUGUCCGUAAUAGGAUGCACUGGCUCGGAGAUGGGCAGACGUACGACGAGAAGACGAUGCAAGGUGAUAGAGCGUGGUACCUUAGCGACGAAGAAGUCGAUAUACCACCAGGUAAGGCGUCUUCAUCCUACACAAAACCCAAUUGA